AUGGUUUCCCAAGUGUGUCAGAACUACCACAAGGACUGUGAGGAUGCUGUUAACAAGCAGAUCAACCUGGAGCUCUAUUCCUCCUAUGUUUACCUCUCCAUGUUCUCUUACUUUGACCGGGAUGAUGUUGCCCUGCAUCACUUUGCUGAGUUCUUCAAGGAGCAGUCCCAUGAGGAACGGGAACACUCUGAGAAACUGAUGGCAUUCCAGAAUAAACGUGGAGGUCGAGUCAUCCUGCAGGACAUUAAGAAGCCAGAGCAGGAUGAGUGGGGCAAUGGUCUGGAGGCAAUGCAGAGAGCUCUGCAGAUGGAGAAGGGUGUGAACCAGAGUCUGCUGGAUCUGCACAAACUCUCCUCUGGCAACACUGAC
This is a messenger RNA of Stegostoma tigrinum, 369 nucleotides long. RefSeq names its product ferritin, middle subunit-like. Gene Ontology annotation, cellular component: cytoplasm. The annotation marks the transcript as partial. Lineage: Eukaryota; Metazoa; Chordata; Chondrichthyes; Orectolobiformes; Stegostomatidae. The transcript has 3 exons. Gene Ontology annotation, biological process: intracellular iron ion homeostasis; iron ion transport. The record is from RefSeq and is a predicted model, not a curated record. Gene Ontology annotation, molecular function: ferrous iron binding; ferric iron binding.